Aspergillus ruber CBS 135680 is the source of this 1962-nucleotide messenger RNA. Its product is annotated as taxilin. The record is from RefSeq and is a predicted model, not a curated record. The transcript is spliced from 5 exons. Lineage: Eukaryota; Fungi; Ascomycota; Eurotiomycetes; Eurotiales; Aspergillaceae. The coding region runs from base 391 to 1704 and encodes 437 amino acids. Gene Ontology annotation, molecular function: syntaxin binding.
UUCUGUCGACCUCGCUAUACCAAGUUGAUCCGUGUUUGUGUGUGUGAAAGGAAAUAACGUCGGUUCAUCGUUGUGGCACUUUUGGUUUCUGGUUGUCUUCCAGUUCUUCGUUGGUGGAAUCCUCCGUGCGAGUUCAACCGACGAGUCCUGGAGGGAAACUUGAGACUUCCGCUAGACUCGAUUCGUUUUCCUCUCCGUUGUCGAUUCGCUUUUGAUUGAGCGCCAUCCUCGUUCUGAGGCCGUUUUGCGCCUUCGUUCCAGAUUGGUCCGGUGACCGGCUAAACCCACCUCCCGUGGUCCUCGCACUUUUCGGCUUCCGUGGAGUUGCCCACGCGAUCAUCGUUUACGAGUCCACUGUCCCCAGAACUCGAAUCCCCGACUCCAUUCACUAUGUCCUCCGCAGCAAUGUCGAAAAAGAACAAGGGGAAGAAGGUUGCGGACCCCAAUGAGACCUCCAAACUGCUAGCCGCCAAGAUCUCACAGUUGGAGCAAGAUGCAGCAGGGGAAAAGGAUCAAGAAGCGGAAAUUGAGCGUGAAGUCAAGAAGGCUACGAGGGAUCUGAACCAGUUGCUCAGCAACAUCGAGUCCCCGAUGACCCGACUCGAGACCGUCCACAAGAAAUACACCGAACUUCUCGCCGACAUGAAGAAGCUGGAUCGCGACUAUGCCAAGAGUAAAAAACGAUCCGAUCAACUGCAGAAGGACCAGGACAAAGGCAAAUCGGAAUUGAACAAGACCGUCACCAUGAAGGAUAAAUUGGAGAAGCUGUGCAGGGAACUUACCAAGGAAAACAAGAAGGUCAAGGAUGAGAACAAGAAACUGGAGGAAACCGAGAAGAAGGCACGACUGAUCGUUAAUGAACGUCUGGACUCUCUUCUGUAUGACAUACAAGAUGUCAUGGCCGCCAAAGGAAAUCCGCGCAAUGAGAAGGUGGACAUUGACUUGGACGAGGCUUUACGUGCCAAGAUUAAAACCAUUGGGGAAAAAUUUGAAAUGCGCGAGUUACACUACAAGGCCCUCUUACGCAGCAAAGACGCAGAGAUACAGUGCCUUACCGCCAAGUACGAAGAGCAGCGCCGUGCUGCUGAGAACGAAGCCGCCCGUUGUCGUGCGCUGAGCUCCCAGGUUUCGACGUUUUCGCAUACAGAGGCUGAACUGCGUAGUCAGCUCAAUAUCUACGUGGAAAAGUUUAAGCAGGUGGAGGAUACACUGAAUAACAGCAACGAACUCUUUCUCACUUUCCGCAAAGAAAUGGAGGAAAUGUCGAAAAAGACAAAGCGCCUGGAGAAGGAGAACCUUACGCUUACCCGAAAACACGACCAAACGAACCGCAAUAUACUCGAGAUGGCAGAGGAGCGCACACGAAACCAUGAGGAACUGGAAAAAUGGCGGAAGAAGAGUCACCACUUGGAGGCACUGUGUCGACGAAUGCAAGCACAAGGUCGUGGUCAAGGUCUUCCGGCCGACCUGGACGGUGACGAUGAGGGGACAGAAAGCGAAUACGAUGAGGACUAUGAAGAUGAGGAGGAUGACGAGGAUAUUAGCGACGAGGAGUACGAGCUUGAGCAUGCAGGCCGGGAUCUCAAUGGGGGCAACAUUCCCCAGCAACCUGAGAAGCCUGUCUUUGGCCCACCACCGCCGCCACAACUUUUGGAGGCACGAGCAGCGAAUGGGAACAAGGCCAUGAUCAAUGGAUGUCACUAGCGACUACUCAGAUCGAACAACAUCAACAAUGUUUUGAGAACAAAAGGAACAAAAACAAAAAAACAUGUGCUCUCUGUUUUGGUGAUAAGAAGGCCACAUAAUGCACUUGUAGCCAGCACUUGUUGGAAAGCUUUUCUGUCGUGGCUUGUGCUAGUGAAUCUCACUGUCAAUUCAAGUUUGUUUUAUUUAUUGGUUUGAUUUGCUAAGAAGACAGGGGAUGGGGAAACCUGGAAAAGAAAUGGAAUACAGCGGAUGUAG